Molecule: messenger RNA, 6154 nt
Organism: Cydia pomonella (codling moth)
Lineage: Eukaryota; Metazoa; Arthropoda; Insecta; Lepidoptera; Tortricidae
Gene: Gcn2
Product: eIF-2-alpha kinase GCN2
Exons: 28
Coding region: 152-4786 (1544 amino acids)
Biological process (GO): regulation of translational initiation by eIF2 alpha phosphorylation; DNA damage checkpoint signaling
Cellular component (GO): cytosol
Molecular function (GO): ATP binding; protein binding; eukaryotic translation initiation factor 2alpha kinase activity
Source: RefSeq, a predicted model, not a curated record
CAAGAAUUGAACUUAAAAAACUAUAAAUCUUUGCUGAAAAAGCAAAAUUAGACAAUUGAUACGUGGUUUGCAAGAACGUAGUGAUUAUAUGCUCUUUGGUGGUUUGGUUUUUUGAAAUAUAGAUGCAAAAUGUACCGUUUAUGUUAGCGAAAUGGGUGACGAAACUAAGGAAGAGCGGCAGGACAACGAAUAUGCGGCUUUGGAGUCCAUAUUUGGUGAUGCGGUGUCUGAUAACCGAGGGCAGAAUGCCUGGAAGGUAUGGCGUCCACUGGACCUGAUGCUGACCCUACAUCCGUUGCAUAAUUCUGGUGUGCAGGGUGUCCAUUGCUCUGUUACGUUACAUAUAACAUGCUGCCCAAACUAUCCUGAUAAGCCACCAGACCUGAACAUCCACAAAAUGCAUGGUCUGUCAACGGAGAAUGCUACCAAACUCCUGGAUGAGCUGAAUGCGUUGGCUCAACAGUUAUGUGGGGAGGUCAUGAUAUUUGAAUUAGCUCAGCAUGCACAGCAAUUUCUACAUGACCAUAAUAAGCCUACUCUUUCUUUCUACGAGGAAAUGUUGAAGCAGAAGACAGAGAUGGAACAGCUUAAGUUACAUGAUAUGCAAUUGAAGGAAGAUGAAGAGAGAAAGAAAAUAAAAGAUGAAAUACAGCGAAGGGAAGAGAUCCUAAAAGCUGCCGGGAGACAGAGGAUACAUCGAUCUAGUGCCAGUCAAGAGAAUAGCACUGAUGGACUAGAUGCUCCAGAGUUAGUAUACUAUGCAGAUAACAAGGCGACACCAAUAAAGAUGUGUCGUAGUGAAAGUGUUAACGUAGCGUGUACUUGCAACAUUAAAUCUGCGCAAGUAGUACGCGUGACACAACGGAACAACAAGAAGGUUUACGUUGGGAACUGUUUAGGUCACUCAUCCAACGGCUCAACAACCUACCUAGCAAUAGAUGAUGAGACCGGGGAACGGCUCAUCACCAAAAAAUGGCUCCUCCCCCCCGCCACAGACUUCCAAACCCGCAGCCGACAACUCAACUCUCUCCAACAAGACUUGAAAAACAUGUGUCGCAUUACUAAAUCCACCCUACUACCAUACACAGCCAUGGAAACGUCAAAGGAAACCACUAAACGGACUGUCAAGAUUUGCAUUUACAUCUUUAGAGAUUUUAUUCUAGGAACAUCUUUAAAUUACCUAAGGACUAAGUUAAAAGUGUAUAAAGAUAAAUACGAAGCGUUAAAGUUAUUAAGGCAUGUAGGUUUAGGUGUGUUCAGUGCUUUGAAAGUGUUACAUGAAGUUGGUGUUGUUCAUAAAGAUGUGAGGAGUGAAAAUGUGUUUUUGGAUGACGGUGGUAACGUGAAGCUGGUCGGGGCGAGUUUGGAUAUGAGAUUGUCGGAGAUGUUGGAGGGAGAAGAUUAUUGUGAUAGGCAGACCAAAGCGCAAGAUAUCUACGCCUCGGCACUGAUGCUUUUAUCCAUAGUAUCACAAGAUAGUGCCGUUCUCGAAGUACCUUCAGAUUUGCCGAGCUCUGCAAAGGAUUUUCUAUCGAGAUGCUUGACAGAAGAAGAGCAUUCCCAGUGGUCAGCCGAGCAACUUGUCAACCACGGAUUCUUGGUUGACUCACCAGUCAUUCAACCUAGCACUAAUCAUACAGAUGACGUUGGCAGUGGUUCUGAGGACGAAGAUCCAGUGAAGCGGAUACAAAGAACGAGUUUACAAAUGAACGGACAUUCUCGCCUCAACGCAGAGUUUGAGGUUCUAACCUGGCUUGGUAAAGGCGCAUUCGGUGAUGUACUGAAGGUGAAGAAUAAACUCGACGGCGGUUUCUACGCCAUCAAACGCAUUCAGCUCAACCCCGAAAACGUAAACUUGAACAAGAAGAUAACUCGAGAAGUUAAAUUACUCUCUCGUUUGAAUCAUGAGAAUGUCGUGAGAUAUUACAACGCUUGGAUAGAGUCCAGUGUUGAGGUGUCAGAGUGUCCUAGCGAAGAGAAAACUCCUACUAGAAAACGAACAGAUCUCAGUUUGGAAGGCGUGGUGGCGAAGUUAGGACAGGAGGUGAAAGUAGAGUGGUCCAUGUCAGAAGGCAUCGUGCAGAAAUGCGAGGACAGCGAGGAUGAAGACCCAUGGUUCAACGGCAGUCCCGAAGACGAAUCCAGCGACGACAUAGAAUUCGAGGACCUAUCAAACAAGUCAGAAACCAUACCAUCAGAGAAUAUCCCAUCAGACACGCCAACCCGCCCGCCCUCUGAGAGGCUCAAGCAAGUCCUGUACAUACAGAUGGAGUUCUGCGAGAAGAAUACGCUGCGGCACGCGAUUGAUAAUGGGCUGUUUAAGGAGCAUUAUAGAGCUUGGAGGCUGUUUAGGGAGAUCGUUGAAGGGUUGGCCCAUGUUCAUCAGAGAGGCAUGAUCCACAGAGAUUUAAAGCCAGUAAACAUUUUCUUGGAUUCCAAUGAUCACGUUAAAAUCGGAGAUUUCGGUCUGGCCACAAAAGCUUUCAGUGGGAUGCCUGUUGAUGAAAGAAGUAAACAAGAAGAAAUCAGCGGUUCCCUUACUGGUCAGAUCGGCACAGCCCUAUACGUAGCCCCAGAACUCCUACAGUCGGCCAGCAAAGUGAUAUACAACCAGAAAGUGGACAUUUACUCGCUUGGUAUAAUUCUCUUCGAAAUGUUCCACCCGCCACUAAGUACGGGAAUGGAACGUAUGGUGGUUCUGACCAAUUUGAGGACCAAGGAUAUCGUCAUGCCGGAGGGAUUCGAGUGUGAGGAUAAUGAGAAACAGAUUAUUGUUAUAAGAUGGCUACUAAACCAUGAUGCCAGCGUCCGUCCAACGUGUGCAGAACUAUUAUCCAGUUCCCAUGUACCCCGCCCAGUAGCCGAAGGCGCCUUAUCUGGACUACUAUCACAUACACUUAGUUCGCGAGGGUCACGUGGUUACCAACGGCUGAUCGGUGCGUGCCUACAACAGGCGCCUUCGACAGCUGAAGAUAUUACAUAUCAUAACGGCAUGAGAAGAGUCCAAUUGCGGUGGUUGACUGAUCGCGUUGCUGAGGUAUUCAGAAGUCACGGCGCGGUCGAAUUCUCCCCACCACUCCUAACUCCUCGAGUUAAGGCGUGGGACGCUUACCCCAACGCGGUAAAAGUCAUGACCGCUUCUGGCACCGUCUGCCAUCUGCCGCAUGACUUGAGGCUGCCUUUUGCGAGACACGUGGCAUACUCUGGAUCGAAAUACAUGCGUCGUUAUGUCAUUGAUCGGGUGUUCAGAGAAAAACACGUACCAGGAUUUCAUCCGAGGGAGAUUAUUGAAUGCGCGUUUGAUAUAUUCAACCCUAAGUCAGACACUCUCUGGCCCGACGCCGAGCUUCUAGUAGUCGCAAGUCGGGCGGCUUCUGAAAGCAGCCUGAAAGUGACGAUACAUCUGAACCAUACAGAGCUACUGAAUGCUCUACUAAUGUCUUGUGGAGUGCCGUUGGAUAAACACGCUGAUAUAUACCCUAUACUUGUUGAUGUUACUUUUGGUCGUAUAACCAGCUUACAGCUCCAAACCCACCUCACAUCCCUCUGCAUCACCAACCGCGACGUCUCCAACCUCCUCGGGCUCAUGGAGGCGGACAUCGCGGUGUACGAAGUGAAGGAGCUCGUCACACGCUUCGUGAAGCAAACCAAGUGGGCGAAGUUGGUGGCCCAAGCUGUGGCCGAGUUGGAGGCGGUCUAUAGGAACGCUAAGGCGCUCGGGUGCGAGUGUCCGAUAACUGUGGCGCCGUUUUUGGCGUACAACGCGACACAGCACAGUGGUGUGUUCUGGCAGAUGUCCAUCGCACGCGACGAGCGUCAUACCAAACGUCGCGCCGGAGACCUUAUUGCUGCUGGUGGCAGAUACGACGCUUUGGUGGAAGAGUUCCGCAAGAUAGCCCGAACAAAAGAUAUCGACAGUGCCAAGCAGAAAUGUUCCUGCGUCGGAUUCUCGAUGUCUUUAGAGAGAAUGGCCACCAUAGUGAAGAAAAUGGAGUCGGAGAUGCCUCACGCAGCGGCUAGCGAGCCAACUCUCAUCUGCGUAAACGUCCACGGCACAGCCGGCAAUGGCCGCGACGGCCUCGCGGCCUCCCAACGGGCACACCUAGCCCGAGACCUGUGGGCCUCUGGCCUCAGCUGCUGCCCCUGCCCCAGUACCGUGGACCGAGAAAAUAGCGGCGCUGGCAUAGUUCUGGAACAUGAAGAUUCUGGGGUUAAAGCAGCCUGGUACAGUGGAGACAGGGUCUUAGAGUUCAAAGUGCCGUACAUCGACGCAGUGGAUUUUGUCAAACAGAAGUUGAAUCCGGAAACAAUGAGGACGCCUGAGAGUACAAACAGCCGCCUAACGUACCAAAACUGGAACGAUGUGGAAAAGUCCAACAGUCCCAACAUUUCUGUCACAUUUAUAACCGCCAGCGAGAAAAUGACCAAGAAUUCUAAGAGAUACUGCGAAAAUUCGAUCAACACCCAGCUGACGUCCACCUUAGUGAACCUAGGCCUGCAACCGUUACUGAGCCGCGUGCGGUGCGCGUGCGUGGCGCUGGCGUGCGACGCGGCCUGCGUGCGCGCGCUGGCCGCGCGCCUCGCCGCGCCGCUGCGCGCGCAGGAUGUACAGAAUGCCAUCGCACAGGUCGUUACUGAAUACCCAAAACGUCAGAAAAUUCUCGAAGAAGCUCAAGAAGAAUUGAUCAACAUCAGCAAACAGAACAGCCAGAGUCGGUCUUCAGACGAAACGCAACUGUACGCGCUGUAUUCCAUACCCGACUCGUUAUGUAGGCUUAUUACUUGAAAAUGGAAACAAAACUGUACAUUUAUUGCGCUGCACCCAACAAUAGACGUUGCUAAAGCGCUUCACACACCCACACAAAGCUAUACGAUAGAAACUCUACAGUUCAUCUUGGUGAGAAGCACAUAUCUCUACAAAUAUGUGCUUCUCACCAAGGCUUUAAACCGGUUUAUAAAAUAACGGUUAAAACCGGUUUAUUUCGGUUUUCCUCCGAACUUUUAUAAGAACGCGAACGUUUGAAGAACUUUAUUGUUACCUAAAAAAACGGUUUAUUCGACGAGAAACAAAACGGCUAGCCGGCCUGGUGGUGUGCCACGUAAACAUAGACACGACAUAGGAAGAAACCGGUUUUUAUGGCUCGUAAUCGGUUAGUUUGACAAGAACUUUUCUCAUAAAAACCGGUUUAAGAAUAGCGGUUUUUCUAGCGAAACCGAAAUGAAAAGGUUUUGCGCCAAGUACAUGAUAACGGUUUGGAUAACCGGGUUCCGUAUUGCUCCUUCCCUGUCGCCAGUUACUUAAUAAAGUAAUGUGUGUGAAGUGCACUAAAAAGCGGCUUAAAACUAUUUUGCAUUCUUUACUUAUAUUUGGACAGUCGCCAUCAGAUAUAUCGGAGCGGCCAACGUGCUCAUAAAUAUCUUAACAUGCCUCCAGCCCUCCAUUGCCAAGGCGCUAGAGUGCGUGUUCAGAUAUUUUUGAAAACCUCGGCCGCUCCGAUAUAUCCGAUGACGACUGGACCUUUACUAAUAAAAUAAGAGUGCUCGGAAUGAAGUAGUUUAUAUAUUUUAUAAAUUACUACUACUUUAAAUUUUAAAUUUGUAAUUUUUUGUGCAAUAUAAAAAAUGAAAGUAGUCAAUUUAUCCAAAUGUAAUUUCAACCAUGUGCGUAAAGAUAUAAAACUUAAAUUUCUGCAUGGAAUGUUUUUAUAUUUUUUAAACUGAGAUUUUAUGUGCCAAUUAUUAAGUUAUUAUACAAUAACUUAAGAUGUAAAUCUGCAUUUAUACUUGUCGAUAGUUUGUCUUAUAUAGGUAGUAUUACUGCAAUUGUUCUGCCGCCAGAGUGCAGCACUAGCACCCAUCGUAAACCAUAGAUUGAAUUAUAAAUACUGCGCCUUAAACUGGUUUUGACAAGUUUACACAGACAAUAAAAUAUGACAUUGAUGCAUCAAGGCGGUUUGUUUACAAAGGGCCUACUGGGAAACGCGAAAACCGAAAUUUAGAUUUUCUUGUUUCGCGGUAAACGCUCAAAAGCAAAUAUAUAUUCUAUACAAAAGCAAAUAUUGUGAAGUGAACAGGCAGAGUUAAAUAAUAAUGAUUUGUACAAAUUAAAAUAAUUAAUUUUGUAAUCGUUGAUUAAAUGGUAUUAUUUUUAAUA